AUGGCGUCGAAACAGAAUGGCAACAGUAUCGCUGCUCCACGACCGCCAUUUCGUCGACAGGGAUCAAGCAUCGGCGCCGGGCCUCAUCCAAUGGCUGUGGCGCUUGCUCCUGUACACAGAAUUGAUUAUAGUGUUACAAAGGGAGGCGCACGUACCUGGGCAGUUUUACUUGUCUUUCUCUUUCUAUGCUCUGGUCUGUAUACUAUAUUCUCGUCGAAGGAUCUUCAAGAAGGAGCUGACAAUUUCACAGGCGUUCGCAAGGACCGUCAAAAAGAAGUAGCGAAUGAUGACAGUUAUCAGGACGUUUCAUCAGAAAGCUUCGGGCCGAGUGAAAGUGAUGAAUCUGCUGAGGAACCUACAGAGCGAAUAGCUGACGAUGAUGAUGAUUCUGAAGAAGGGCAACCGUUAGAGCAUCAGUUAUUCGCGGGUCUACGAAGAAAAAUCGAGAAUAACAUUAAGCGGGUCAGAGAAUACGUCGAGGUACUUUCAAACCAAUGUAUUUACAGUAGUGCUCUAUAG
Haemonchus placei is the source of this 519-nucleotide messenger RNA. The record is from the annotation of a GenBank genome assembly. NCBI's taxonomy places the organism in Eukaryota, Metazoa, Nematoda, Chromadorea, Rhabditida, Trichostrongylidae.